AUGAGAGUUGUUAUCAAAAAUACCAUGGCAGGAGAAACAAAAACAAUUUUAUUGAUAUGGUCCCUUUUAGUGACAACUUCAUUAGGAAGACAAACAAAUUUGAGUAGUUUCCCAUCAGACUUUGAAUUUGGAGCUGCGACUUCUUCGUAUCAAAUAGAAGGUGCUUGGAAUCUCGACGGAAAAGGAUGGUCAAUGUGGGACCAUCUCGUUCGCACAGCGCCGUAUCACAUAUACGACAACACAACAGGGGAUAUAGCAGCAAACUCUUACUACUUAUACAAACGCGACGUCGAAAUGCUUAAAGAACUGGGUGUCGAUAACUACAGAUUCUCGAUUUCAUGGCCGAGGAUCCUGCCGUACGGCAGGCCCGAUUACGUCAAUCCGUACGGCGUCGCGUAUUACAAUGCACUCAUCGAUGAAUUAUUAGCGAAUGGCAUCCAGCCGUUCGUUACGAUCUACCAUUGGGAACUACCACAGAAUCUGAACGAGCUAGGUGGCUGGCUUAAUGAGGAUAUAGCGGGCUGGUUCGCUGAUUACGCGAGGGUGUUGUUUGAGAACUUUGGCGACAGGGUCAAACAUUGGCUGACGAUCAACGAGCCGGAUGUCCAUUGCUACUUUGGUUAUGAAUCAGGUUACCACGCUCCAAGAGUAGUCUCCCCUGGUGUUGGGUACUAUGAGUGUGGCAGGAAUAUACUACUUGCUAAUGCUAAAGCGUAUCAUGUUUAUGAUGACGAGUUCAGAGCAUCUCAAGGAGGAGAGAUUGGGAUAGUUAUAAGUAUGGAAUGGCCAUUACCAAAAACCGAUUCUGCAGAUGACCACGAGGCUGUUGAAGACUUUAUUGCGUUUAACAUUGGUCAGUACAUGGACCCGAUAUUUUCGGAAAAUGGUAACUACCCGCAACGUCUCAUCGACCGCGUGGCAGCGGCGAGCACCAACCAGGGUCUGAACGCCUCACGUUUACGUCCGUUCACCAGUGAGCAGAUCGAGUAUAUAAAAGGCACAGCAGAUUUCCUCGGAUUCAACCACUAUACCAGCAAAUUAGUGUACAGGAACGAGUCCCUCGAAGGCCAGUUUUCUGUACCUUCGAAGCAUGAUGACGCUUACUUAGGCGAACUCAGAGAUCCAUCUUGGCCAGUCGACACAGGAUUUGUACACGAAUACGCUCCAGGUUUCUACAACUUACUCAUUUACCUUAAAAACACCUACAAUAAUCCCAAAAUAUACAUAACGGAGAAUGGUUGUUCUACAAGUACGGGGCGAAACGACACAAGUAGAGUACAGUACUACCGAAAUUACCUUAGCGCAUUACUUGACGCUUUAGCAGAGGGCGUUAAUGUCAAAGGAUAUUUCGCCUGGAGCUUGAUGGAUAAUUUUGAAUGGAGUUUCGGCUAUAGUUUAAGAUUUGGCAUCUACGAGAUUGACAUGGAUGAUCCAGAAAGGAAGAGAGUCCCGAAAAAGUCGGCUUUAGUGCUAAAGGAAAUUAUCAGAAGUAGAGUAAUUGACUAUAACUAUGACGUCGAUCCUUAUGCUUUUUCGGGAGCAUUAGUUCGAACUGCGUCAAUUUUCACUGUCGUACAACUGGCAACAUUAAUUAUUAUUUUAAGAAUCUACUAA
Molecule: messenger RNA, 1614 nt
Organism: Parnassius apollo (apollo)
Lineage: Eukaryota; Metazoa; Arthropoda; Insecta; Lepidoptera; Papilionidae
Source: the annotation of a GenBank genome assembly